Molecule: messenger RNA, 3723 nt
Organism: Wyeomyia smithii (pitcher-plant mosquito)
Lineage: Eukaryota; Metazoa; Arthropoda; Insecta; Diptera; Culicidae
Exons: 2
Coding region: 828-1820 (330 amino acids)
Source: RefSeq, a predicted model, not a curated record
UAUCGCCAAGCCACACAAACGUUCUUGCGACAUGGUCGAUCGUAGUUACGUCUUUAUAAGCUCUAAUUUUGAGAAACUUUUCUCGCCACUUGUUACUUACUUAAUUUACUUUUAAGGCGACAGACCGAUUAUCAAUCCAGUGCCGAAUCCAGAAUACGUCGCCAUGUCACUCGGUCUUGGGCUGCUAUACUCCAAUCGCCCCAACACCUAUUUCGCGUGCAUUCUCGUCGACAGCACACAUCCAACGAGUGCGGGGUCUACCCCGAAGUCGACGACCUCUAUCGGGAUUCCUGCUAAAUAUAGCCUUCGUUUGACGCUCAUCCGGCAUUCUCGCUACAUGCCCAGCCCACUGAAGCCUGCCGUGUUUUAUCCGCUUGACUAUAUCCGCCGACUUGUAUGCCUGGUACACUUCAUGGUUCAUGCGUCUGCGCCAAACACCAUUUUCUAGUUUGCCGCCAAGGAUUGAACGCAAAAUCCUACGCUCAAAAACACCAAGAGCUCACCGAUCGGCCUCUUUCAGCGUCCAUGAUUCGUGGCCGUAGAGAGCCACCGGAAGAAUCAGUGUUUUAUAGAGUGCAAGUUUAGUACGAAUUUGCAGACUGCGGGACCGUAGCUGGUUACGUAGUCCGUAAAAGGCCCUGUUUGCGGCUGCUAUCCGCCUCUUUAUCUCACGGCUAACCUCGUUGUCACAUGUCACUAAUGUUCCCAGGUAAAUAAAUUCGUCGACUACUUCAAAUGUUUCCCCAUCUAGCACCACCGCAGCACCAACCUCCAACGGACUACCACGCACUCUGCCAGCCACCAUGUAUUUCGUUUAGGCAGAGUUCAUGACAAGCCCCAAUCUCGCAGCUUCUUGCCUGAGAGGUCCGAAGGCCUCUUCCACUGCUCUACGAUUAAUACCAAUAAUGUCGAUAUCAUCCGCAAAACCUAGAAGCAUGUGCGAUUUCGUAAUGAUGGUGCCGCUUCUCUGCACACCAGCCCUCCGUAUAGCACCUUCCAAUGCGAUGUUGAACAAUAAGUUCGACAGCCCAUCACCCUGCUUCAAACCAUCUAACGUCACGAAAGGGUCCGAUAUCUCACCGGUUAUCCUGACGCUUGAUGUAAAACCUUCAAGGGUGGCACGUAUCAGCCUAAUCAGCUUUGUUGGGAAGCCAUGUUCGGGCAUGAUCCGCCAUAACUCAUUUCUCUUAACUGAAUCGUACGCUGCCCUGAAGUCUAUGAACAGAUGGUGCGUCUGCAAGUUGAAUUCUCGAAAUUUUAUCGAGGAUUUGUCGCAAGGUAAACAUUUGGUCCGUCGUGGAGCGUCCCCCUCGAAAACCGCAUUGAUACUCGCCAACAAAGGUCUCCUGCAACGGCCUCAGUCUGUGGAACAGGAUGCGGGAGAGAAUUUUGUACACGGUGUUGAGAAGAGUUAUGCCCCGAUAAUUGCUACAGUCCAGACGAUGACCUUUUUUGUAGAUCGGGCAUAUGAGACCCUCCAACCGGUCCGAGGGCAAUUCUUCAUCAGACCACACUCUCAGUAUGAUCCGAUGGAUGGCACGAUACAGCUGUUCGCUCCCGACUUUGAAGAGUUCGGCGGGAAUGCCGCCCUUCCCAGCUGCCUUGCAGUUUCUCAGCUCUUCCACUGCUUUCUUCACCUCGUCCAUGGAUGGUGGAUCCACAGCUUGACCAUCAUUCUCAAUAGUCAUCCUGCUCCUUUCGACUCCACUGUUUCCCUCACCGUUCAACAGCACACUGAAGUGUUCCUUCCAACGCCUGGCCACCUCUGUUCUAUCGGUUAUCAGGUUCCCCUCCCUAUCGUUGCACAUGACAGGAGCUGACACGUUUCGAUUCCUAAUUCCGUUGACCUUCUUGUAGAAACUCCUCGCAUCGUGCCUGGAGAAGCAACCUUCCGCCUCCGCAAGAAGACGCUCCCAAUGCUGUCGUUUCUUCCGGCGAUGGAGUCUCUUUUCAGCGGCUCUAGCAUCUCGAUAUCUACCCACGCUCUGACGAGUCACAGCCGUGGCCAACAUGUGACCCCUGGCGCGGUUCUUCUCCUCCGUCACUCGCUGGCACUCAGCGUCAAACCACUCAUUGGACGCAGCUGCCGCAGUUGUACCCAACACUUCUCGCGCUGUAGUGCUGAUCGAACUGUGGAUGUGUCUCCUGCGCUUUCAUUGUAUGUCUUUUCCAGGAGCUCAAAGAACACCACUUGUUACACUAAUGGGUAAAGUGAGUAAAAUUCUCAAAGAUACAAAAACAUUUGAAAAAGUAUCAAUCAGUUGAUUUUUUGUGAUGUAGUUUAACGCAUUCAUUGGAGUCGUCUCAGCUGGCAAUAAGGUGAUAAACUAACAAGUUCUUGGUGCAUUUCAUGUCCAUCGAUGUCACAUUCUUUCUUGUGUGUGAGGAUUUUCUGUAAAUGUAGACAACUUUUCUCUAUCUGAUCUGUACUACAACCCAUUAAACUGUGAAUAUCAUACAAGAAGCUGAAAUUGUCACUGUGAUUUUUCAUUAACUGGAAUCGAUCAUCGAACGAUGCAAUAGCUACAUCCAAUACAGAAUAGAAGAAAUUCACUUUGAAAGAGAGUUUUUUCGAUGUAAUUGGUUCAUCUGACUGUUCGUAUGCAAACUGUUUCUUUAUCAUUCUCGGCCGAAUUCGUGUUUCUGUUUGAAACUCCGGAUUUACUUCUAAAGCAUCAGUAAUGACGCUAUUCAAACCUUCAUUUCUCAUAUUUUUCAAAAAGUUUUAAACGCUGCCUAUCAAGUCUAUAGUGUUUUCGAGACUGCUAUUUAUUUUUUGAAGGCUUUUUGCAGUAUUUCUUGCAAACGCAUCUUGCUUCAGAUCCUCGAUUGCUUCAUAUAGGGCAUAAUACAUUUCUCCUAUAUUAAACCUCAAGGGAGUGACAGCAUCAAUUCGACUUUCCCAACGCGUUCCACUCAGAGGCUUUACCGUAAGAGAAGUAAUGUGUUUUUUGAACGAUGAGUUGAAGCAGAAAAGAAGUUGAAAAUUUCUUGCACGACACUGAAAAAGUCUACUGCAUCAAAACAUGACUUGGCACCAUCGCUAACAACAAGAUUGGUUGCUGCAUGGAACGGAUUGAUUUUUACAAAAAUUGAUUUUUACAAAAAAAGUUUAAGAUAAUUAGUUUAAGAGAUUAUGACAGAUCUCGACGUUUCAUGCAUUUAUAAGACCAUUUUUUUCAAUAUCGAACAUUUUACGAACUACCUGUGCAUUUUUUAUCGGCCGAAAAAGUGAAAUUUUGACCGCUUCGAGGCACCACUUUUCGAAGUCCGACUGAGCUGAAAUUUUGCAAGAAGACUGUGGCAUGUGGAGUGUUAGUACAACGUUAGUACAUGAAAAUGUGGAUGGUCGCGUCGCACGUGAAUAGAAAUCCUGCUAGAGAGAGAAAAAAUUUCCUCGUCGCUUAAAAAAUAAGCACACGCAUUAGCCGUCUGUUUGCCGCCCCUCGAUGAUUGACGAGCAGGCGACCGCCUGCUUCGCCUACGCGUUAAUCCGCCCCUGAUAUGAAUAAGGUGAUGAUCGAUACUCUAAGCCCCUCUGAGACAGAGUUCAAUGAUGAUGCAUAAUCUAUUUUAAGUAUUGUAGAUUUUGUUGUAAAUAGAAAGUCAUUAAAGUACAAGAAUCAAUCACAAAUUUUUGUACAAGUAAUUAAAUUAUUUGGAUUACCUCAUUUUCAUCAUUAUAUAAAUAGCUGUAAACAAAGUCUAACCGAUCAAUUUCUU